AUGACAAGUGACACGUCAGUGGAGUCUGAACCUACCGAGAUAAGUUGUUCAAAACACGAUUCCAUUGAAAAAUGCCAAAAUGCGACAACAUCAAGUGUGAAAUGUAUCUGGUCUGAAAAGGCUAAUAUGUGCAUUAACAGCGAUGAUAAUGAUGUUAAA
Schistosoma guineensis is the source of this 159-nucleotide messenger RNA. Lineage: Eukaryota; Metazoa; Platyhelminthes; Trematoda; Strigeidida; Schistosomatidae. The record is from the annotation of a GenBank genome assembly.